Nematolebias whitei (Rio pearlfish) is the source of this 4143-nucleotide messenger RNA. It is a transcript of the gene elp1, whose product is annotated as elongator acetyltransferase complex subunit 1. The record is from RefSeq and is a predicted model, not a curated record. The transcript is spliced from 36 exons. Gene Ontology annotation, biological process: tRNA wobble base 5-methoxycarbonylmethyl-2-thiouridinylation. Lineage: Eukaryota; Metazoa; Chordata; Actinopteri; Cyprinodontiformes; Rivulidae. Bases 135 to 4076 code for a protein of 1313 amino acids. Gene Ontology annotation, cellular component: elongator holoenzyme complex; cytosol. Gene Ontology annotation, molecular function: protein binding; tRNA binding.
CAAAAGACGUGAGUCCGGCGGAACCACGUGGGUGUUGUUGUUCUUGUGUCGAUUCUGAACAUUCAACAUAAUUUACAGCUUCAAGUCGCGUCUUCGCGGUCGUCUUUCAUCUCAGGACCAAAGCCUGAAGUGGGAUGAGGAAUUUAAAGCUACUGAAGAGUUUAAGGAGCUCUGAGCUGCAGGGUCUCGGCUCCCCGCAGUGUUUCUGUGUCCGGGCUGACUCUGGCUCACUGCUGGUCGCCUCUCAGUUCUCCAUCACAGAGUUUGACCCUCGCUCUGGCCAGGUUGUGUGUGAAGCCUCGCUGACAGAAGACGGGUUCCUCCCCGAGGAUGGCAGCGGGGUGGUGGUCGGACUGCAGGACCUGGCUGAGCUUCAGUCUGCGUGUUUGGCCACAGCAGGUGGCGAUGUUGUUCUCUUCAACCUCAACUCCAACCAGAUGGAGUGUGUUGGCAGUGUUGACAGUGGUCUUACCUCCAUGAGCUGGAGUCCUGAUGAAGAGCUUGUCGUUCUCACUACUGGUCAGGAAACGAUCAUUAUGAUGACCAAAGACUUUGAACCCAUCACAGAGGUGGGAAUUCACCAGGAUGAUUUUGGUGAAGGAAAGUUCAUCACGGUGGGUUGGGGGAAAAAGGAGACUCAGUUCCACGGCUCAGAGGGAAAGCAGGCGGCGCAGAAGAAGCUCCAGGGGGUGCAGCCAGCUGUGGCCUGGGACGAUCGCAGGCCGCGGGUCACGUGGCGAGGAGACGGCCAGCUGUUCGCCAUCGGCGCCAUCUGUCCCCAGACUGGAGCCAGGAAAGUCCGGGUCUGGAACAGAGAGGGGGUCCUACAGACCACCAGCGAGCCCAUCAACGGCCUGGAGCAGGCUCUUUGUUGGAAACCUUCAGGCAGCCUGAUCGCGAGCGCUCAGCGUCAUCCCAACAAACACAGUGUGGUGUUCAUGGAGAAGAACGGACUGCUCCAUGGAGACUUCCCUCUGCCGCUCAGUAAAGACCAAGCUAAGGUGAAGGAGCUGCUGUGGAACAGUGACUCUGCAGUUUUAGCUGUUUGGUUGGAGGACCUGACAGCUGGAGAGGACGGACAUGUCAACACUUACAUCCAGCUGUGGACGGUGGGAAACUACCACUGGUACCUGAAGCAGAGUCUGGACUUUGGCAGAGACCCUCAGAAAGCUCCGGUCUGUGUCUGCUGGGACACGGAGCGCCCCCUACGGCUCCACGUGGUGACCUACAACUGGACCUGCUUCGCCUAUGACUGGGGCUGGACGACGGAGCGAAGCCCCGGAGUGGACAGCGCUGACAACGCCAGCGUGGCUGUGAUCGACGGAGACAAAGUCCUGGUGACAACCUUCAGGCAGUGUGUGGUUCCUCCUCCCAUGUGUUCAUUCGAGCUCCAGUUAAAGUCACCUGUCAAUCAGGUGAUGUUUCUGUGUCGACCAACUCUGACCAAUCAGAUUGCAGCUUUCACUCUUGACGGACACGUUUCACUCUUCAAUCAAGAUUCAGAAGAACGGGUGAACAAAACAACCGAUGGAUUUGAGGCUGUGUGCCGACCUCUUGACCUUCAGAAAACCUACAGAUUUCCUGUUCCUCAGGACGAGCCUCUGGCUCUGCGGCAGCUGCUGUGGCUGCAGGAUGAGCUGUUUUUGGCCGUCGGUUCGGGUCUGCUGCCGGCUUCCUCCACUCUGAUGAUUCUUCACCCGGGUCAUGAUGCUGGGGACACACUGGCUGUCCGGUCUCAGGUGGAAGUAGACGGUGUUGUGGUCAGUGUGGUUCACAGCGCCCAGACUGGAACUGUAGCUCUGCAGAUGGAGGACGGGCAGAUAAUGAAGCUCCUCUGGGACGGUCCUGAGGCGUCAGUGAAGGCCUGGUGUGACUCCAGCGGCUGUCGGAUCAACUUUCCUGUCCCCUGCAUCCAGACGUCUCUCUGCAGCAUCGGUGGAACGGAAUCCUUGCUUGGCCUCACAGACAGAUCCCGCCUGUACGCAGGAGACACAGAGCUUGCUUCCAAUGUGUGUUCGUUUGCGGUUUGUGAUGACUUCCUCCUCGUCACCACACACUCUCACAGCUGCCGCUGCCUCCAGCUGAGCGCGCUCACAGUCACAGGGCUGCAGGCAGCGUUGGCCUCUGAUGGAGGUCAGAAUGAUGAGACGCUUCGGCGAGUGGAGAGAGGAUCCAGGAUUGUCACCGUGGUGCCUCAGGACACCAGAGUGGUUCUUCAGAUGCCUCGGGGGAAUCUGGAGACCGUACACCACAGAGCGCUGGUGUUGGCUCAGCUCAGGAAGUGGUUGGACCAGCUGAGAUUCAGAGAGUCCUUUGAAUGCAUGAGGAAGCUGAGGAUCAACCUGAACCUCAUUUUUGAUCACAAUCCAAAGGUUUUCCUGGAAAACGUUGAGACCUUCAUCACACAACUCGACUCCAUCAACUCCAUCAACCUCUUCCUCACUGAGCUCAAAGAGGAAGACACGACCAGCAGCAUGUACCCCCGUCCUGACAGCAGCCCGCUCCAGACCCGGCCGGUUUCAGCCCAGAAGAAGGUUGACGUUGUUUGUGAUGCGUUACGGAGUGCCAUGGAGUCGAUGGAUCCCAACAAGUUCUGUCUGUCCAUCCUGACUUCUCAUGUGAAGAAGACCGUUCCAGAGCUGGAGAUCGCUCUGCAGAAAGUUCACGAGCUUCGAGAGAAUCGUCCUGAAGCUCCCGGCUCUGUGAGCGCUGAAGAGGCGUUAAAGUACCUCCUCUUCCUCGUUAAUGUCAACGAUCUGUACGAGCACUCGCUUGGGACGUACGACUUCGACCUCGUUCUCAUGGUGGCUGAGAAAUCUCAGAAGGACCCCAAAGAGUACCUUCCUUUCUUAAACAUGCUGACGAGCCUGGAGCCGAACUACCAACGCUACACCAUCGACAAACACCUGAAACGCUACAAGAAGGCCUUGGUCCACCUCGCCAAGUGUGGAGAGGAGCACUUCCCUGAAGUUCUGCACCUCGUCAAGGAGCAGAAACUCUACAGUGAAGCUCUGAGGUUGUACGCGGCAGACAGUCCUCAGUACAAGUUUCUGAGCUGUGGCUACGCCGAACACCUGAUGGAGCAGCAACAGGCAGAGCAAGCCGGCUUGUUGCUAUGGCGAUGUGGAGAGCUAGUCCGAGCCCUACAGGCUUUCACCAUCAGCUCCAGCUGGAGGAACGCCAUCUGUGUGGCGCAGCAGAUCGCACUGCCGCCCGACCAGUUGGCUCUGCUGGCCAGAGACCUGGCAGAGAAGCUGACGGAGCAGCGACGGUACUCUGAAGCUGCUCUGCUGCUGGACCAGUAUGCCAAGGACUGUGAGGAGGCCAUCUUGGCUCUGAUUACUGGUGCCGUCUGGGAGGAGGCGCUCAGAUUGAUUUACAUGCACAGCAGACAAGAUAUCACAGAAACCAACCUGAAACCUGCGCUGCUAGAAGCUGUAAACACUCAGACGGUGUUUCUGGAGGCUCAGGUGGCAACGUUCACUCGGCACCGGAACCGUUUGGCUGUGGUCCGAGAGCAGAAAGAAAAGGCCAGACUGGACAUGCUGGAUGAAGACGGUCCGGAUUGUCCUGACGUAGAGCUUUACUCCGAGGCCAGCAGCGCGAUGACCGCUUCCAAAUACUCCCAGAGUAACUCCCGCAUCUCCUCGAGGUCGUCGAAGAACCGCCGGAAAGCGGAGAGGAAGAAGCUGAGCCUGAAGGAAGGAAGCCCGAUGGAGGACAGAGCCUUGAUGCACGCGCUCGGUGAAAUCCUCAGCACCGUGGACAAAAUGAGAGAGGAGGUCCACGGCCUCCUGACGGCCUUGGUUCUGUUCCAGUUUGACAAACAAGCCGAGAAGCUCCAGCUGGCGUACGAGGGAACGCUGCAGACGGUGGAGGCAGCUGUUCCUGAGGUGUGGCCUGAAGGUCUGCAGAACAACCACGCCCCGGUCACCGGGCCGAACUCGACUGCAAACAGCAUCAUGGCUUCGUUCCAGCAGCAGAGACCUGCAGCAGCUUCACAGCCGGACGCUGAGAUCCCUGCAGCACCAAAGAUGAGGAACGGUGUCAAGUGGAAACUCGUUAUUCUGAAGUAAAGAUUAGUUUUGUUUAUUUUCCUGUACAGUCAAAGUCAGCUGUAUAAUAAAGAUUCGUUUAAAGCUC